AAUCAGGCUUAUUACAGAAGCACCCGUCAAAACCAAUAGCAACAAACAUGGUUGCUUUGCCGACCCAAAACUGUUUCUCAUUGCCCAACUCUCUUUCUUCUUACGCUCCUUUGACGCCUCUUCACUUCAGCAACAUCAGGAUCUCCAAUCGCCGCCAUGUCAAAUUGCAUUCUCUGGCGGUGGUCAUUUCCUGUCACUCCGACACCGAGGCUUCGUCUCCUCAGGUUUUGUCUCGACUCGCUGCCUCUGCAGUUCUCUUUAUUGGCAUUGGCUUUGCUUUUGGGGCCCGUGCCUGCUCUACUUCUUCAGUUCAAUUUCCCUCACUUCCUCCUUUGGAGUCUUCGGCACUGCGAGAAGAAGAAUCAGCUCAAGAUAAUCAAGAGCUGAAAAUAGUUGAUAGUGUGGAAAAUUUAGAUGAUAAAAAGUUGGAAGAAGCAUUCAAAACUUGGAAAUCCAAAACGUAUGCUUUGACUGUACCUUUGAAAAUUUCUGCUCUACGUGGCUCUGUACCUCCUUCAUGGAUUAAGGAGUUUAUGCAAGCCCAAGGAAAGAGAUUAAAAUUUCAAUUGAAGUAUCACGGAAAUCUUGAGGGCAUCUUUUCUAAUCUAGCAACAGUCUUUGACAAUGGUAAUGUUGGGUCGUCAUCUGUUGUGGCAGCUGAUAUGGUUAGUGUUGGUGACUCAUGGCUCAGUUAUGCUAUUAAGAAGUCUCUACUUGAGCCCCUAGAAGGGGUAGAAGAUCAAGACUGGUUUAAAGGGCUAAGCACCCAAUGGAAAGUAUAUCUACGCAGGAACCAUGAUGGGUGUAUUGAUCCUGAUGGUAAAAUAUGGGCUGCUCCGUAUCGGUGGGGUUGCAUGGUGAUAGCCUACAAGAAGAGUAAAUUUCAAAAGCAGAAUCUGGCUCCAAUAGAGGACUGGGCAGAUUUAUGGCGGCCUGAACUUCAAGGAAGGAUAGCAAUGGUUAAUUCUCCAAGAGAGGUUGUUGGUGCAGUUCUGAAGUAUAUGGGAGCUUCAUAUAACAUAAACAACAUCAAUUUGGAUGUUGAUGGUGGCACAGAUGCUGUCCAGCAAAAUCUAGCAUUUCUUGCAAAUCAGGUUCGGUUAUUCGAUAAUACACACUACCUAAAAGCAUUUGGAGUUGGAGAUGUUUGGGUGGCUGUUGGGUGGAGCAGUGAUGUCAUUCCAUUUGCAAAGCGGAUGUCUAAUGUUGCAGUAGUUGUUCCCAAGUCUGGAUCUAGUCUCUGGGCAGAUCUUUGGGCCAUCCCUGCUGCAUCUAGGCUCGAAACAAAUCGAAUUGGGGGAAGGAUUCGAGGGCCAUCUCCUCUCAUACAUCAGUGGAUAGAAUUUUGCUUGCAAGCUAGCAGAGCGAUUCCAUUUAAGCAAGAAGUAAUCCCCGGCGCAUCUCCAUCAGCGCUCGAAAGUACUUGUCUUGAAGUGCCUAAAGAGCUUAAAAAUGGUAAGCCAAAACUUGACACCAACCUUAUUGCCGGAGUACCACCGCCUAAUAUCUUGGCCAGAUGUGAGUUUUUGGAACCGUUAAGUGAGUCUUCUUUGGCAGAGUACCAACGGUUGAUUACUAACAUUAAGAAAUCUGACCAUGGCCUGAUCAAGAAAAUGAGUCUACGUUUUUUGUCACUUAUUUAAACAUGUCAGAUGAAGCUGAAUUUGAAGACAAGAUAACCAUUAUCUUAAUUUUUAUCAUGGGGUUAAUUGUAUUAUGGCCUAAUUAAAUUUGUCUAAGAAGCAAAAUAUUCAUUAUUGUCGUCAUCUAUAGUCGCAAUCAAAGAACACCAGAUAAAUAUAAACAGUUCAGUUGCCUUCUAAUAAAUUUGUAUAGCUUGCAAUCA
Molecule: messenger RNA, 1846 nt
Organism: Cannabis sativa
Lineage: Eukaryota; Viridiplantae; Streptophyta; Magnoliopsida; Rosales; Cannabaceae
Exons: 7
Coding region: 48-1643 (531 amino acids)
Biological process (GO): polyamine transport
Cellular component (GO): periplasmic space
Molecular function (GO): polyamine binding
Source: RefSeq, a predicted model, not a curated record